UUCAUUUUACCUGUUCUACUGUUCUACUUAUAUUGUCGAUUGGAAUUUUUGCAUAGCAAUUUCUUGGGUUGACAUCUGAAACGGAAAUAAUUUACAAGAAGCCGAGGUGCAGCGAUAACAACGAACGCAGUACAUGCGUUCGAAAACCACAAAGAAAAGUACCAGCAGCACAAUGGCCAACAUAUCGAUCAGUGCCCCUGGUCUGACCAGCGGCGGAUUUCUUUACAACAAUGGGAACAAUAAUGCGCGACUAUGCGUCACAGCCGAGACAGAAGAUUUCGACAUGGAGAUCAUCAAGAACUGGCAAGAGGAAGGAUUCGACGUCGUAUACCUCCCUUAUAACGGCGGAGGAAAAGACUACGCUCGCCGGCUACAGUCUGUAAAGGAUGGUCUUGGUGUAGGCGAAAACUAUGCCGUGAUCGCCUACGGUGACGCUGCGGAUUACUGUCUCGACUACUAUCUCAAUUCCAUCAACGCCAGUCGACUCUGCGCCCUGGUCGCCUACUACCCCAACCUAAUCCCCGAUACGCGAUCACGAUUCCCACUCUCGCUCCAGGUCCUCGUGCACUUGGCAGGCGAGACCGUGGACGUACUUGUUCAGCCCGUCGCGGUGGGCUUGCAAGGAAAGAAACGCCGCCAGACGCGGCCGAUCAACGCUGGCAUCGGGACUGGAGAGCGUUUGGAUUUGGCGUACCCGGCGUUUACAUAUGAUAAUGCCGUACCCGGGUUUGCAGAGACGGACUUGGAGGAAUACGAUCAUCUGUCGGCGGAUCUAGCCUGGACGAGGACUUUGAAGGUCCUGCGGAAGGGAUAUUCCAGGGAUCCAGAUUACGAGCAGCGGUAUGAGCAGCAUGUGGAUGGCAAGUUUUUCUCGUCGAACGUCAGGAAGACGAUGGAUGGUUACGUCCAACACAAAACGCCCGGUGUCACAUAUACGCCGACAAUCAGCGGCGGGAUCGGGAAAAAAGCCUUGCGUCAUUUCUAUGAACAUUACUUCAUCGGCAAACUUCCCCCGUCCAUGCGCCUUCGACUGCUAUCUCGUACCACAGGACCCGACCGCAUCGUGGACGAGCUGUACGUGAGCUAUGAGCACACACAGGAGGUUCCAUGGAUGCUACCGGGUGUCCCGCCGACAAACAAGCGAGUCGAGAUCAUCCUCGUGAGUAUUGUCAGUAUGCGCGCUGGGCGUCUUUACUCCGAGCACGUAUACUGGGACCAAGCCAGCGUCCUUGUUCAAGUCGGUCUUCUGGACCCCAAGCUGCUACCAGAAGGAGUCCAGGGUGUCGACCGACUGCCCGUUGUUGGGCGCGAAGCUGCUCGUCGCAUCCUCCAUGAGGAUACGGAGCUUGAACAGGAAGACUACCAUAACAAGAUGAUCCGUCGUGCGCGUGCCCGCGCGAGGAGGAGCAUGAAUCGGAGCGCCCGCGCGUCGCAGGCUGGUGAUGAGUCUGGUGCUGAGCUGAAGAGUGAAGCGGAGCAGGCGUUGCCUGAUAGGAGUCGGAAUGAGGGCAAGUCGGUUCAAGAAACGAAGCCUCCGGGUUUGCAGCGGACGGCCACGGAAAUUGCUGAGCACGGGCAUGAUGACGGCGCUGAUACGAAAACGGAGUCUAGUGUCAAGCCUAGGUCUGAGGCGGGCAAUCAGAGUGCCUAUGUCGAGGAUGGAGGAGAUGAUAGUGCUGAGAACGGGUCAAAGCAGACCUGACUUCUCACUUCUAUUUCUCUUUGUCGGGAUCACCACGAAGACAUUACCAUGGCCCUUCCUGUGCCUCUAGGGGAGAUGAAGUCGACGAUUCAUAAAUUGAGUUGGGAAUGUUCUUUCGAUUUUCUAGGCGACUGUUUUUUGAUUAUGAGUGAUGUUGUACCUGUCGAUUUCUUCUGUUUAACAUUAAUGGUUGUCAAUAUUUUGGAUACGAUGAUGAAUGUGAUAUGUAUGUUUGGACAGAUAUUGCAACAAUUGAGUUGAAAAUUGAAGCUCGAUCUUGCUGAGUGUCAUCAUUCAAGGCAUCGGUAAAGCUAUUAGUCCGACAUGGGAUAAUCAUGGACCUUUAUAUAUAGUUGUUGGGCGCUACGGAUGUAGGGACCAAAGGACACAAGAGGGUUGUAUUGGAAAGGAGACAAUCUCCCGAACUAUCUAACUGCUGCGUGGUUACUGCCUAAGGCUGGUUCAAAUUCAAC
Messenger RNA from Penicillium samsonianum, 2175 nucleotides. Its product is annotated as dienelactone hydrolase. Bases 134 to 1702 code for a protein of 522 amino acids. The record is from RefSeq and is a predicted model, not a curated record. Gene Ontology annotation, biological process: polyketide metabolic process. The transcript has 3 exons. Lineage: Eukaryota; Fungi; Ascomycota; Eurotiomycetes; Eurotiales; Aspergillaceae.